This is a messenger RNA of Malania oleifera, 1692 nucleotides long. RefSeq lists its product as uncharacterized. Bases 233 to 1477 code for a protein of 414 amino acids. The transcript is spliced from 8 exons. Gene Ontology annotation, molecular function: oxidoreductase activity. The record is from RefSeq and is a predicted model, not a curated record. NCBI's taxonomy places the organism in Eukaryota, Viridiplantae, Streptophyta, Magnoliopsida, Santalales, Ximeniaceae.
CUCUGUUUCCUUUUCUCAACAUUUGGGAAGCUCCUAACUGUCGUCACCAGAUUUUGUGAAAUUUUGUUCGCAAAAAUGAAAAAUGCGAAUAUUCAUGAAAUCUCCACCGUACGCCAGACAUUCGAAUUUCGAAGGUCCAGAGAACUCGAACGGUUAGCGGAUUGAUAAGGCAAAGGAUACCGUACCCCAAAAGAAGCGCCACUAGUUUGAGCUCUGACUCUGAGCUUGAACCAUGGCGCUGUCGUGGAGCAGCUCCUAUGUCCUUCCGGCUUCUACCUGCAACAAUGGCUCGAUUUUUCACCGGAGUUUCAUGGGCCAUGAACCUUUUCCAUCAGUUGUAAGAACUACGAGGAGGGCCUCUCUGAUGACCUCCAUUAAAGCCAAGCUCGGAGAGAGGAGCGCCUUAGAGUACAGGAAGCUUGGGGACUCUGAUCUUCACAUUAGCGAAAUUACUCUCGGAACUAUGACAUUUGGACAACAAAAUACUGAGAAAGAGGCUCAUGAAAUUCUUAAUUAUGCUUUUGAACGUGGGAUUAAUUCCUUAGACACAGCAGAGGCUUAUCCAAUUCCUAUGAGCAAGGAGACGCAAGGAAGAACAGAUCUGUAUAUUGGUAGCUGGUUGAGGUCUCAACCCCGUGACAAAGUUAUUCUGGCAACAAAAGUGUGUGGUUAUUCAGAAAGGUCAACUUAUUUGCGUGAUAAUGCAAAGCUUUUGCGGGUUGAUGCUGCCAAUAUUAGAGAAAGUGUUGAGAAAAGCCUUAAGCGCCUUAACACAGAUUACAUUGAUUUACUGCAAAUUCAUUGGCCUGAUCGCUAUGUGUCAUUGUUUGGUGAGCUUUUCUAUGAUCCUUCGAAAUGGAGGCCAAGUGUUCCAUUUGUCGAGCAACUCAAGGCCUUUCAGGACCUGAUUGAUGAAGGAAAGGUACGCUACAUUGGUGUUUCAAAUGAAACGUCAUAUGGAGUGAUGGAGUUUGUUCAUGCGGCAAAAGUUGGAGGGCUACCAAAGAUUGUCAGUAUCCAAAACAGCUACAGUCUGCUGGUUAGAUGUCAAUUUGAAAUUGAUCUUGUUGAAGUCUGCCACCCAAACAAUUGCAAUGUUGGGUUGCUUGCUUAUUCCCCACUGGGUGGGGGAGCACUGACUGGAAAGUACCUGGAUAUUAAUUCCCAAGCUGCAAGGAAAGGAAGGCUCAAUCUCUUCCCUCGAUAUAUGGAAAGAUAUAACAAGUCUCUUGCCAAGGAAGCAACAAUGCAAUAUGUUCAGCUGGCCAAAAAAUAUGGCCUAACUCUAGUUCAGCUUGCUCUUGGAUUUGCGCGAGAUCGUCCAUUUAUGACAAGCUCAAUUGUUGGUGCUACUUCGGUUGACCAACUAAAAGAAGAUAUUGAUGCUUUUGUGAUGACAGAGCGGCCUUUACCACCUCAAGUCUUGGCAGAUAUUGAGGAUGUUUUCAAUAGAUACAGGGAUCCGACCAUCUUAUAAGACAAUGGGUUUGAGAAAAGGGCAUGGCUUCUUGUCUCAUACUUUCCCCCUUCUUUAGUAGCUUGUAAUUGCUGAAUUUUGUUCUUUCAGAAAAGGAAAAUUUGAAGGCUCGUGAAACACAAUAAAUGGAAAAUGUGUUGUGGAUAGUUGUUAUCAUCAACUUGUUGCAACUUAUUUUUGCGGUAAAUUAAAUAAACCAGUGAGAAAUUUUAGUC